ACAUACAUAUAUACAUACAUACAUACAUACAUGCACACACACUAUGCAUCUGUUCCCCCCUCAUGCUCGCAACAUUCCUAACGUCCCAUCUUCUGCUUGCAACCGCAAUAAGCUUAAAGGCGUUAAAAAAGCCGUAGCAGCAGACGCCUGCAGCGGCAAGCAGCGGCACCAGGAAAAAGUACAAUCCGUCGUGUGCAACCACACGGAACAGCUUCCUCCAACGCGAGUCCCGAUGCAGGUUGAACCGCCUUGCCGCCCGGUGCCACGACGCCGGCAGGCCCCCGACCCGGCCUCAACUCGCCUCUACUCGCCACGACAAGAGGAGGAGGGCGUGGCCCGUGAAGCGCAGAUGCAAACUGCCACACCACAGCGGCAGCAGCUACAGCCGUCGCAGCAGCAAAACGAUAAGACUUGA
Molecule: messenger RNA, 415 nt
Organism: Volvox carteri f. nagariensis
Lineage: Eukaryota; Viridiplantae; Chlorophyta; Chlorophyceae; Chlamydomonadales; Volvocaceae
Exons: 4
Coding region: 44-415 (123 amino acids)
Source: RefSeq, a predicted model, not a curated record